GAACCGCGCGCGUGCACCAUGAAACUUCACCGGCCGCUGCACGUCUGCGCCUACCUGUUCGGCGUAUUUCCGGUCGCCCGGACCCCAGGCCCGCCGCCCCGGCGGUUCCGUGUCCACUGGCCCGGCGUGGCGCUCAAGGCGUUCCACACGGCGCUCUACUGGCUGGUGUCGCUGAUCGUGUGCGUGGUGUCCAUGCGGAACCUGGACAACUACCGGAAGAUGGCCAAGAAGCUGCUGGACACCCGGGUGCUGGACAUCGACGAGCUGUUCGUUUACAUGAUGUUCGCCGGGAUCGCGGCCACCGCCACGUGCCAGGCCCACAUGCUGUGGCCGCCCGUCCUCCGCGCCACCAACGAGUGCUUCUUCGAUCUGUGCCGGCUGGACCACGUCACCGGCGUCUGGCAGCACGUCUCCGCGUACGCCGUCGUCUUGUUCGUCGCCUACGAAUUCGCCAUGUACUUCGUCAUGAUCACGUACAAGUUCACGUUCAGCUCGGCCAAGCUGAUCUGUCUGUUCCCGCCGCUGUCGAACAUCACGUGCGUCGUCGUCGAGCAGUUCUUCUACCUGAUGUGCGUGUCGCUGUACCUCCGGCUCCGCGCGCUGCACGACGACAUCGAGACCCUCGUGCACAAGGCCGAGCACCCCCGGUGGAGGUGCUGCUGGGCGUCCGUGGCCGGCGGCGACAGACCGGCGGCCGGCCGGCUGGCGGGGAUACCGGCGUUCAGCGCGGCCGACAUACGCGACCUGCGGGCCGUGCACCGCGCGUGCAUGGAACUGUUCGCCCGCAUCAACCGGCUGUUCCAGUUGCCGCUGUCGCUGUGCAUGUUCGACUGCGUGUUCCGCAUCGUCGUCUACAUGUACGGUAUCGCGUUCGACGUGACCAUCGUCAUAUGGGAGAAGAAGAAACACGUGAAUUACUCGAACACCGCCAUGUGGUCGGGUUACUGCGUCAUCCGGAUCGUCCGGCUCUGGUACCUGUACCUGUGCGAACAUUACGUGACCAAAAAGAUUUUACCAAUACGUUUGUCACUUAGCUGACUUUCAUUGAUUUUGAAUCCAGUUACAAGCCGGAAACUGAUGCCUGAGAUAAUUCUAUUUCAACACCAACUUGAUACAAUAAAAUCCAAGUUUGAAUUAUUUGGUGUUUUAAACAUCAAUAUGUCACUAUUUU
Messenger RNA from Melanaphis sacchari, 1171 nucleotides. RefSeq lists its product as uncharacterized. NCBI's taxonomy places the organism in Eukaryota, Metazoa, Arthropoda, Insecta, Hemiptera, Aphididae. Gene Ontology annotation, biological process: sensory perception of taste. The record is from RefSeq and is a predicted model, not a curated record. The transcript is spliced from 4 exons. Gene Ontology annotation, cellular component: membrane. The coding region runs from base 19 to 1038 and encodes 339 amino acids.